Molecule: messenger RNA, 3777 nt
Organism: Linum tenue
Lineage: Eukaryota; Viridiplantae; Streptophyta; Magnoliopsida; Malpighiales; Linaceae
Source: the annotation of a GenBank genome assembly
CAAAAAACAGACCAGACUCCCACACACGAUCCCUCUUUCUCCUCUCUCGUCCUUCUUCCUUCUUCUUCUUCCCCCCACCGGCAGGCGGCAGCCAUCAGCGCCAUUAUCUGUAAUCUCCCCACAUUCAGCCUAGCAAUCCGUUCCCCUUUUCCCCACUUUCUCUCACCGGAUCUCUAUCUCGUUUCUCCUCUCCGAGUUCUCACAGAUCCUCACAAGGGAAACGAAAACGAGAUUCUCGGGCUCGGAUUCGGGAUUGGGGCAUUUCGUUUUCCCCGUGAGCGGGGGAAGCGAAGUGAAACCGAAAUGACCGGCGGAGAAAGAUAGAUGACUCACGUCUUCACUCCCCCUCUUCCGCCGCCGCCGCCGCCGCCCGCCGCCCGCCGCCAGAUUAGGCGAUGAACGAGAAACGCGACGGCAGAGACAACAACAACAGAGUCAGCAGCAGCGGUAGGGAAGCCGGCGGCGGAGAAGAUGAGGAGGAGGACGAGCGAUUCUACGAGUCGCUGGAUCGCAUUGCUUCCUCAUCCUGCUCUUGCUCCACUUCCAAUUCCGACUCCGAUCCCGACCCUCCCUCCGCCACCGGCUCCAACGAUUCCGCCGCUGCCAAUCCGCCUCCUCAGUCUCAAGCGCAAUUCGGCUUCUCCUCCAGCUACGACGUCUGGAUCUCCGAGCCCUCCUCCGUCUCCGAGCGCCGGCACCGUCUGUUCAGCCAGAUGGGGCUAUCCUCGGAGGAAUCUUCUUCCUUGUCCCGCCGCCAGCCUGACAGGUCUGUUGAUUUGAGCUUUGCUCGUUCUGUCUACUCCGAUCAUUUCCCGCCCCGACGCUUGGCUUCCAGUGCUGCUGCUGCUGCUGGGGUUUCCCGAUCGAAAUCUGACGGAGGUGCGGAUCGCCGGGAUGGUGACGGUGAGGGCGACAAUGACGGGGCUGGCACAACCUGUAAUGAUGAUUUCAAUUCCUGCUCGUCCUUUUCCUCCUCUUCUUCUUAUUCUUCUUUGGUGUCUGUUUAUUCUACUUCAAUUCUUUCCGGCGAUGUGAUUGAUGUAAAUAGAUGUAACAACGACAACGAUCACAAUGACAAGACAGUAGUAGUUGCCAACGGCAAGAAGAAGAAGAAUGGCUUUGUCGGCGGCAGUGGCACAAAGCACUUAAAUCUUUGCUCCCCGCAGCCUUCUGAUGUUUCCCCUAGUAAGCCUCCUUCUGGUAAACAUGGUAGGAGCAUGGAUGUGAAUAGGAGUUGGUCAAACACAAGCAUUGCGGAGCUCAUGGAGGGUUUAGUUAGCAAUGGGAAUGAUAAUGGAGCAGCAGAGCUAACCCAAGCUUGUACAAUCAAGAAUCUUGAUACUGGGAAAGAAUUUGUUGUUAAUGAAGUUAGGGAAGAUGGAGCGUGCAACAAGUUGAAAGAAGUUGGGACGGGGAGGCAGCUGACGAUGGAGGAAUUUGAAAUGACUGUGGGUCAUUCACCAAUCGUGCAAGAAUUAAUGAGGAGACAGAAUGUUGAGGAUGGUGCUAGGGAAAAUCAUGACUCCAAUGCCAAUGGGGGUAUUGGAGCUGGAGGGUCAAAGCCGAAAAAGAAAGGUAGUUGGUUCAGGAGCAUAAAAAAUGUGGCUAGCAGUGUGAAAGGUCAUAAGGAGCGAAGAAGUAGUGAUGAGAAGGAUACUGGAUCAGAGAGAGGAGGCAGGAGGUCAAGUUCUGCUACAGAUGAUAGCCAGGAUGUUUCAUUCCAUGGGCCAGAAAGAGUGCGAGUAAAGCAAUACGGCAAGUCAUUUAAAGAGCUGACUGCAGUUUACAAGAGCCAGGAGAUUCAGGGGCAUACUGGUUCAAUUUGGGCUAUUAAGUUUAGUUUGGAUGGUAGAUAUUUGGCAAGUGCAGGUGAGGACUGUGUGAUCCAUAUUUGGCAGGUGGUGGAAACAGAAAGGAAAGGGGAGUUGUUGCUUGAAAAGCCAGAGGAUGGGAACUUUAAUCUUUUAGUAACAGUAAAUGGGUCUCCUGAACCUAUGUUCUUGUCAACUUCUGCUGAUGGUCAUAAUGAAAGGAGGAGAAGGGCGAGGUCAUCUAUAAGCAGGAAAUCUGUGAGCUUGGAGCACAUCAUCGUUCCCGAAACUGUGUUUGCACUUGCAGAUAAACCUUUUUGCUCAUUUGAAGGACAUCUUGCUGAUGUCCUCGACUUAUCAUGGUCCAAGUCUCAGCACCUGCUUUCUUCUUCAAUGGACAAAACAGUGCGCCUCUGGCACUUGUCUAGCAAGACUUGUUUGAAGAUAUUCUCACACAGUGACUAUGUUACUUGCAUCCAAUUCAAUCCGGUUGAUGAUAGCUACUUCAUUAGUGGGUCCCUAGACUCAAAGGUUCGCAUAUGGAGUAUUCCUGAUCGUCAAGUCGUUGACUGGAAUGACGUACAUGAGAUGGUCACUGCAGCUUGCUACACUCCAGAUGGUCAGGGUGCACUUGUUGGUUCCUAUAAGGGAGGCUGUCGGCUAUACAAUACAUCUGAGAAUAAGUUGCAGCAAAAAUCUCAAGUAAAUCUGCAAAACAAAAAGAAGAAAUCUCAUCUGAAGAAAAUUACUGGGUUUCAGUUUGUGCCUGGAAGCUCAUCUGAAGUGCUCAUCACCUCAGCAGAUUCUCGGAUACGAGUCAUUGAUCGCACUGAUUUGGUUCACAAGUUCAAAGGGUUUCGGAACACAAACAGUCAAAUCUCAGCCUCCCUCGCAGCAAACGGCAAAUUCAUCGUCUCAGCAAGCGAGGACUCCUGCGUGUACGUCUGGAAGCACGAGGCCGAUUCACGACUGACCAGAAGCAAAGGAGUUACCGUCACUCGAUCGUACGAGCAUUUCCACUGCCAAGAUGUUUCUGUAGCCAUCCCCUGGCCUGGAGUAGCCGUCGGCGACACCUGGGGAGGAGGAGAACACCUAGCAACAACACCUGGCGAUAUCCAUAUUGAAGAAGUCUCCACCACCAUCACCAACAACCAUCCUCCCACGCCCGUGGAGGAAGCAAUCAGAGGGAGCGACGAUCGCUCUCAAUCAUUGCCAGGUGGUGCCGCCAUCAGCAGCAGCCCACUGAACGGAAUCAUCUCCAGUGCAACGAACGGAUACUUCUUCGACAGGAUCUCGGCUACGUGGCCGGAAGAGAAAUUGAAUGCAGCUGCUGCUAGAGCACGGAGCCCUCGAACUAGCGUGGACGUGAGCAACGGGCUGAUCAACCAGAACAUGUCAGCAGCUUACGGGAUGGUCAUUGUUACUGCUGGCCUCAGAGGGGAGAUCCGAACUUACCAGAACUUCGGUUUGCCUGUUCGAAUCUGAUGGAAGUGAAGUGAAGGAAGAGCAGCCGAAGAACCAAAGUACAGUCCAGUUUGCCACAAAGGCAGCAGGUGAAGUUGUGUACAGGGAGGGAGGGUGGGGAUCAUUUUGAUGAGAUUUGUGUAAUAUUUUUAGGCGGGUGGUGGUCGAUUGUUUCAUUUUUUUCCCUUGGUGGGUUAUGGUUCUUUUUUCUUUUUGUUACUGGUUUUGGUGCUUGUUUGAAGUUGGAGAUGGGUACAAGAUUUAGGUAUCCAUUUCCGAUCGAGCACAGGGAAAAGAAGGGAAUGGAAAGGGAAGCUAUAGAGUUUUGCCUUUCGGGGUUAGAAGAGGAUGGCAAAAGCCAACAUAGAGGUGGAAAAGAAAAAGUCAGGAACUACACCGUGAAUUGUUAGAAACCAAACAAAAAUUGUAAUUGUCGGGAAUUUGUAGAGUUGAGUUCAUUACAAAAUGAAAAUUCUUUCACAUUCUUUUUCUGGAUAUGGUG